CUUUCUAGGGUUUCAAUUGAGUUCCUUAUUAUGGUGUGAUGAAAUCGACAGGCAUUUUAUUUCAGAUAAAAGAAGAAUUGUUGUAGAAAAUCAGCUUCAAGAUAAAAGCUUUAUACCGCCGCGACGGCAACCCAGGUAAGAAGAAGGUCCAUCAUAUGUUUUGGUGAAGUUUCGCCGGUCGUUCAGAUGUCAGAUAUUUCAUCAUGAUUUCGGCUGUUUUGCGACAUCAAUUCCUCCCCAGACUCCUUAGUGUGUCGAGGAUCUCCACCACUCGCAGGAACAAUGGUUUCAUAGUAUUGGUUCCAGAAAUAGGCGAGAAUGGCGAUGGAUCCAGUAACCUCUCAAAGCCGGACGGUUUGCCAGAAUUCACCCAUAUAACCGUGGAAAAGUGCUUAGCCGCGAUAGGGACAGAAGCUAGGUCCGUCGAGAAACUGGUGGAGGAAACCGAACAACUUGUGCAAUCCAAGGACCAGCUCAAUGUCUACGCCGACAUCCUGGAUCCAUUCGAACAUGCGAUCAAGGAUCUGGAAACGACAUGGGGUGUCGCAAAGGCACUCUACCUAGGAAGCAGCACGUUGAUGCCUACCACGUACUAUUUGAACAUCCACGAACGAGCGCAGAGAGCACGAGCGGCUCGAUUCAACAGCAAACCCAUAUUCGACUGCUUGUCCACCGCAGACCCAAAGUCUGUCGAAGCUGGAUCUCCAGAAGGCAAACAACUAGUCAAGAAAUACCUGCUAGAAGGACGACUGAAUGGCAUCACUCUGCAGCCAGACGAAAGGUUAAACCUAACGCAAACCUUAACCGAACUGAACAAAGAGAAGUCAACAUACCGCAGCAAAGUGGAAACCGCAAUAAAACAAUUCUCGCACGUCAUCAAGGACUACAGUCUGGUUCGAGCCUUCCCACCCACCCUACUCGAGGCAAUCGCAGUCAACGACGAAGAACCGACCAAAGGCCCCUGGAAAGUCACUCUUCAACCAGAUAUCGUCAAGGGAGUCCUAGAGUACUGUCCAGAUCGAGUUGAACGAUGGAACGUGUGGCAAGCAGACGUCCGCAAGGCAUCCAGCCAUACAGAAAAAUCCUUGGCCACUAGCACGCACCUCGAAAACAUUCGCUCACUUCGCAAACGUCAAGCAAACUUGCUAGGAUUCCCGGAUUUCGCAACAAUGUCCAUGGAGACUAAAAUGGCCAAAGACGUCCCAUAUGUCCGAGAAAUACUCAACAGUCUGCUGAGCUAUGCAUUCCCGGCGCAGGUUCAGGAAGUGGAAACCUUACAAAAGUUCGCAGACGAGAGUAACUUCGGCCACAAACUGGAGCUUUGUGACAUCCUUUAUUGGAAGCGUAAACACCUCAAUGCCGUUUAUAAUUACGACGAGGAACGGAUUAGAGAGUACUUCCCACUUCCACGGGUCAUUACAGGUAUCUUUCAUCUUCUGGAAAAGUUGUUCCACGUGACAAUUGUUGAGAGGGAGAAUGUGGAGGCGUGGCACCCGUCUGUGAAAUACUACGACGUAUUCAACGAAGGGAACCAAUCCGAACUGCUUGGAGGCUUCUACUUAGAUUGCUACUCUCAAAAGGGACGCCGGGGUAAAGAAGGGUGGAUGGUUGCAAUCCGGAACCGUAGCGAUGUUACACAAACCAAACCUCUCUGCUCACUCGUUUUCAAUUUCCCCACUCCCGUCUACGGAAAGCCAUCGUUGCUGUCCAUUGACGACAUGGGCACGAUAUUCCGGAACUUUGGUAAGUGCAUGCAGCACAUCCUCACCCAAGUCAGGUACAGCGAUUUGGCUGGUCUAUCAAACAUCGAAUGGGAUGCCGCAGAAGUGUGCGGCAAAGUCAUGGAAUUUUUCUUGAAAGAUCCAAAUGUCCUCGUAAACUUGUCCGGUCACUACAGCACGGAAGAAGAAAUCCCUGCCGAGCUGCUGGACAGCAUAAAGAUCUACCAAAACUACAUGGCUGGCUACGAUCUCUGCAAAGAGCUAUACAUUGCAAAUCUCGACCUUGAGCUGCACUCAUCCAACGACUUCUGGCAGGAUAUCGUGCGGAAACUAUGGCCCAACUAUAUCAACUUCGAAUUGGACAAAAAAGACUCGCAUCCGUGCUCUAUGGUGAAUAUUUUUGCUGGUGAGUGGGGGGCCGCUUACUUCAGCCAUAUUAUGUCGAAAAUCGUGGCGGCCGAUGUGUACAGCACAUUCGUAGAAAAUGGCCGAACAGAUGUCGGGCAGCGUUUGAAGAGUACGUUCUUUGCGUAUGGCGGAUCUGUUGGCACGGCGGAGAUAUUCAGGCGAUUUAGAGGACGAGACUUAUCGCCAGAUGCACUUAUUGGAACUUUGCAAUUGAAUCGUGUAAAUGAGAGAAGUUAGUUUUUUUUGUAUGGACAAGCGAUUAGGAUAUGUGAAUAGAGAAAAAGUUGGAAAAUAAAUUGUUUUUUUUCCU
This is a messenger RNA of Hermetia illucens (black soldier fly), 2439 nucleotides long. RefSeq names its product oligopeptidase A. Gene Ontology annotation, biological process: peptide metabolic process; proteolysis. The transcript is spliced from 2 exons. NCBI's taxonomy places the organism in Eukaryota, Metazoa, Arthropoda, Insecta, Diptera, Stratiomyidae. Bases 204 to 2366 code for a protein of 720 amino acids. The record is from RefSeq and is a predicted model, not a curated record. Gene Ontology annotation, molecular function: metalloendopeptidase activity.